CGCUCGGCUGCCGCCGCCUGGUCCCGAGGCUGGGCCCUGGUGCUGAUGUUGGUAGGCGGCGCGAGCUGGGCCCGCGUUGCCUGCUCGCCGCGGCGCUCGGGGCUCCCGCGAUGAUGGCGGAGCAGGUGAAAUGCGCCUCGCCCGUGGCGGGCUCCGGCGCGGGCUCCGGGCCGGUGGUGAACGCCGAGCUGGAGGUGAAGAAGCUGCAGGAGCUAGUGCGCAAGCUGGAGAAGCAGAACGAGCAGCUGCGCAGCCGGGCGGCCAGUGCGGCAGCCGCCCCGCACCUGCUGCUGCUGCCGCCGCCGCCGCCCUCCGCGCCGCCGCCGGCCGGGGCCUGCAGCCCGCUCACCCCGCACAGGGCCCCGGCCGGCACGACCUCCUCGAGCCCGGGCGCGCUGGGCCCCGCGUUCCCGGGCACCUACUGCUUGCCCAGCCCCGCGCCCUCCCUGCUCUGCAGCCUGCCGCCCGCAGACGCGCCCUUCGUCUACUCCAAGCCGGCGGCGGGCUUCUUCGGUGGGGGUGGCAGCCCGGAACCGGGGACCCCGGGGACCCCGCCGCCGCCGCCCGGGGAAGCCCCCGCGCCGCCCUUGCUGCCUCCAACGCUGCUGGACGAGGUGGAGCCGCUGGACCUGGAGAGCCUGGCCGCCUGGAGCGAGGAGGACGACUGCACCUGGUUAUAUAUUGUCUCUUCAAAGACCUUCCCCUCACCAGAGAAGUCCCUGAGUCCUUUGCAGUGGUGUAGACACGUCCUAGAUAACCCAACUCCUGAGAUGGAAGCAGCCAGACGCUCCCUGCGCUUCAGGCUGGAGCAAGCGAGCCGAUGGCGGAGCCUCUUCUCUUCACCUGCCUCCCUGGCUUUUCCCUAUAGUCCUGUUGCAAGACUCAGGCCUUAUAGCAAUGGCAUUAGCACUCCCAGCUCCUCUAAAACCUCCAACAAAGCAAUACUAACACCCGAAAGAACAGGUUACACCUCCAGGGGUUCCCCUCUUAGUCCCCAAUCGUCCAUUGACAGUGAGCUGAGUACUUCAGAGUUGGAAGACGAUUCUAUAUCCAUGGGAUAUAAGUUACAGGACCUCACUGAUGUUCAGAUCAUGGCUCGUCUGCAAGAAGAGAGUCUCAGGCAAGACUAUGCCUCCACUUCAGCCUCCGUGUCCAGACACAGUUCCAGUGUGUCGCUGAGUUCUGGAAAGAAAGGGACAUGUAGUGAUCAAGAAUAUGACCGCUACAGCCUGGAGGAUGAGGAAGAAUUUGAUCAUUUGCCACCACCUCAGCCUCGUCUUCCGAGGUGUUCACCUUUCCAAAGAGGAAUUCCCCAUUCACAGACUUUCUCCAGCAUUCGAGAUUGUAGGAGGAGCCCCAGUUCCCAGUAUUUCCCUUCAAAUAGUUUCCAGCAGCCACAGUAUUCACCUCAAGCCCAAACGCCAGAUCAGCAACCAAACAGGACCAAUGGAGACAAGCUACGAAGAAGCCUGCCUAACCUAGCCCGCACGCCAAGCAGUGCUGUGGGCGGCAGCAGCAGCCUUAGCUCCUCCAUGACGGUGAGGGGCAGCCAGAGUUUCGACUCAAGCUUGCACGGAGCUGGAGGUGGGAUUUCAAGGGGGCCAUCCUGCAUCCCAUCACCAGGACAGAUUCAACACCGAGUUCACAGUGUGGGGCAUUUCCCGGUGCCUGUCCGGCAGCCUGUGAAAGCCACAGCCUAUGUGAGUCCAACCGUUCAAGGCGGCGGCAGCAGCAGCAGCAGCAGCAGCAGCAUGCCUUUAUCCAAUGGCCUGCAGGUAUAUGGCGGCACAGGAAUCCCUACUCCCAACAAAGCUGCAGCUUCUGGGAUCAUGGGCCGCAGUGCCCUUCCGAGACCUUCACUGGCAAUAAAUGGGAGCAACCUGCCUCGGAGCAAAAUUGCACAACCUGUCAGAAGUUUCCUGCAACCUCCAAAACCCCUGUCUUCACUCAGCACACUGAGGGAUGGGAACUGGAGAGAUGGUUGCUACUGAUACAGUUUUAUGGACCCUUGAAGAAUGAGAACGUGAAAAUGAGGGUUGUGUUACCCAGCUGGCUGGGUAACAGUGGAUGCUGGGAUAUUCUUUCCCUUUCCCAUUUUAACACGUGUACUGCAUUGUUUUCCAGUGGACCAAUCACCAGAGACUAAAGAUUGCACUUCCUCUCUGCCUGAGAUGCUGCAGCAUUCUCAAACCCAUGGCUGCAGCAUCGCUCCACUUAGAUCUAGGAAGUUUUUGUAUACCUGCUCUGUACCUGAAUAUUAUUUGAGAGAAUUAAGAUGAAUCAAUAAUGCUUUGCCAUAUGAGGUUUUUAAAGUACCUUGUUCAUUUUACUUACAUGUUCUAAACAUCUUUCCAUUACAUGUUCUGCAUUUUAAUACAUUGCAUAUUUACAACUAGGUUCUAUAACAUGGUUUGAAUUUUAAUUUUUUAUAGUUUACAGGAAUUUUAUUUUUUUGUGCCUAUUUCUUUUUAUGCCUAUGUGAACCACUAUGGAACAACUUAAAUUUUGUGCCAUAAAAAUAUUUUUGUGGUAAGGUACUAUUUUUUUAGCUCUAGGGAAUAUAACAGCAAAAAUGCACCAUACAAUUUGAGACUUAAUUUUACGUUGAAUGAGCACAAUUUAAUCUAAAGCAUUGCGAGGAGACAGCCAGACGGUGGAGUUAAACAGUCUUGUCUUUUUCAUUGUUAAUUUAUUGUCUUUACAUGAGUUUCAUAUUUAUGAUGAUAUCACAAGCACAUUGCACUUAAGACCUGCAAUGUUUGCUACUCAACCACAAUUGAUUUUCAAUCCUUUAUUACAAAGGAUGAAACUGUAAUGUUUUAUUAACAGUGCUUCUGGAAAUGAAUGCAUUUUAAAGCAAAUAAAUCUUUUUGAUAGACCUUUUACAAAAGCCAUUUGCACUAAUGAAUGCUUUCUUAUGGUCUGUGACUUACUAUUUGUUACCGUGUACACUGCUGUUUUGGAAUGUUGAGAAAUAAAGACUCUAUUUCAGCAAUA
Phodopus roborovskii (desert hamster) is the source of this 2997-nucleotide messenger RNA. RefSeq names its product SLAIN motif family member 1 (gene Slain1). Gene Ontology annotation, biological process: cytoplasmic microtubule organization; microtubule nucleation; positive regulation of microtubule polymerization. Gene Ontology annotation, cellular component: microtubule plus-end. Bases 111 to 1991 code for a protein of 626 amino acids. The transcript is spliced from 8 exons. NCBI's taxonomy places the organism in Eukaryota, Metazoa, Chordata, Mammalia, Rodentia, Cricetidae. The record is from RefSeq and is a predicted model, not a curated record.